Messenger RNA from Bufo gargarizans (Asiatic toad), 1159 nucleotides. It is a transcript of the gene PRELID1, whose product is annotated as PRELI domain containing 1. The transcript has 6 exons. Gene Ontology annotation, cellular component: mitochondrial intermembrane space. Gene Ontology annotation, biological process: phospholipid transport. NCBI's taxonomy places the organism in Eukaryota, Metazoa, Chordata, Amphibia, Anura, Bufonidae. Gene Ontology annotation, molecular function: phosphatidic acid transfer activity. The record is from RefSeq and is a predicted model, not a curated record. The coding region runs from base 263 to 910 and encodes 215 amino acids.
CGUGUUUCCGGAGCUGCCGGAAUCAGCUGCUGUGUUGCGGACACGUGACGUCUGAACGUUCUCUCACUGCCGGAAGUUGAAGGAGUCCUGCAGCACCCUCAUGGCGGCUGAUAGGAGCUGAGUCCUUGCAUGGGGCGGGACACACACCAGCGUCACACUGGAUUCAGACGGUUUCUCUAGGUGACCUUCUCACCACAGCACUGCCGUCCUCUGAUGGUUUCCUGAGUCCAUCGUGCUUGGUGCAGUGAUUCUUCUGGGAACAAUGGUGAAGUAUUUUGUAGGCUUCAAUGAGCUGAGGAGCUCGUGGGACCAAGUGUUUGCUGCUUUCUGGCAGCGCUAUCCAAACCCUUACAGCAAACAUGUCCUGACUGAAGACAUUCUAUACCGUGAGGUAACCAGUGACCACAAGAUGCUAACCAGGAGGCUAUUAACAAAGACCAACCGCCUGCCACGGUGGGCAGAACGAUUGUUCCCUGCCAAUGUGGCCCAUGCUGUGUACAUUUUAGAAGACUCCAUAAUUGAUCUUCACAAGAAAACCUUGACCACCUACACCUGGAAUAUAAACCACAGCUCUGUCAUGUCUGUGGAGGAACGCUGUGUAUACUGUGAAAAUCCAGAGGACAAAAAUUGGACCGAGAUUAGAAGAGAGGCUUGGGUGUCCUCAAAAGUAUUUGGUUUUAGCCGACCAAUACAGGAAUUUGGUCUGGCUAGGUUUAAAAGUAACGUGACCAAGGCAUUGAAAGGAUAUGAAUAUACCCUGGCAAAAAUGCAAGGCGAUACCCCUGCCAGGACACUUGUGGAAACUGCAAAAGAGGCAACAGAAAAGGCAAAAGAGACGGCCCUUGCAGCAAAAGAGAAAGCCAAAGACUUGGCCAGUAAGGCAGCCACUAAGAAGCAACAGUACGUGUGAAGGUCCUUUCUAUAUCACUGCACCACAGGUGCUUAGAGGCUGGAAGUGUUGCUGGGUUCAUAGGUCAUCUGAACCAAACUUUUAGCUCUCUGUAUUACAAUCAACUGUUUAUAUCACUUCGAAGAUGAAGAAAACUUGAACGUUAACUCGAGCAAUGAAAUGUCAAUGACUCUUUUCUAAGCUUUAAUUUAUGAUUAGACAAUGCUGUUAAUAAACCAACAAGUCUCUUUCUGCUUCAGAGACAGAUAA